GGAAGUAAUCGCACUCGUUCGAGCGAUCCUGCUGCUGGCUGUCAACUGAAACUAAAACAGCAACGUCACUUGGAAAAUGUGUUCCCAACAUUAAUGACAAAGUAUUGCCAAUAAGUUGUUUCAGUGGUUUACAACAAAAACUAAACAAACAACAAACAUUUAUAUCGGGAAGAAAGUGACAUGCCGGUGACGCCGCACGUGAACUGAAAUGAAAGAGGAAGUGAAACUAACAGCAACUGGUUUAGACCCAAUCCAAGAAGCUCGGAGGCAACGCAGAUAUCAGAUUUAAAAGUUGCCUAGCUCGCAAAAGUUCCUCUGUUUGGCAACAUGACGUCACCAAACAACCGGUACUUCAUCCUAACUAAACAUCCUGAAUAUAGAGGACUGGCCAACCCUGGCAGCAUAUGCUACAUAUAUGAGUCCAUGUACAGUUCCCUCACAGGGACAUGUUUACCCACGAAGUUGCAUGUCAACUUCGUGGACUCGCGUGCCAGGUCAGCUUGCGAGUUGGAGUCGAGUUCCAUACAGCCGCUGAGCAAGGAGGAAGCCGAGCUGCUGCAGGCCCUGUCCAGUGACGUCGAGAGGCUGGAGUGGUUCCGGGAGGGCGAUGCCCUCCGAGUGGCACGGGGGCUCUCCGUGGGCACCGCGGUGACGGUGGACGAGGGAGGAGAGAGGCUCCGAGGCAUCGUGCGCUACAUCGGAAGGAUUAGAGAUACAUCCUACUCCUGUCCUCUAACAGGCACGUUCUUUGGCAUUGAACUACAGGGUGAGGACAAGGGGAAGGGGAAUACUGAUGGGAUCUACCAAUCCAAAGUCCUCUUCUCCUGCAAGAAAGAUUGUGGAAUUUUCUCCACGUUCUCCAGAAUCAGGCCCGUGGUUCCCAGCUCCUUGUCACCCCCCAACGCUGAGCAUUCUCAAACAACAGACGAGUUAGUCCCAGGAGAUAGGGUCACGUACUUCACCGCAGAUAAUUGUCGCCAUGGAAUGGUGUUGGAUGUGCAGGAGGAGCACGGUGAACAUGUUGUUCGGAUCUCCACGGACACAGAUGAGAAUGGAAAGAGAGGGGGCGAAGUCGAUGUCCCACUACGUUUGGUUGCGAAGGGGGAGGUGCCCAAAGCUUUAGAUCCAGAGAGGAUGGAGGUUGAUGCAACACCAGUGGAAAAAGACAGUGGUGAUCUGAGCCUGAACUCUGUGGUGGAGGUGACCUUGAAAAAGGGCAAGUCAUAUGGAAUCAUCCGCUGGAUCGGCACUCUGCCUGGUUUAAAGGAAACCAUGGCUGGCCUCGAGCUGGACGAAGACGACGGGGUGAGUGAUGGCACCUUCAAGAAUGAGCGUAUCUUUGACUGUCCACCGAAGAAAGCCCUGUUCAUAAAGCUUCGAUCCUGCCGUCCCGACUCGCGGUUUCAGAGCGCGUCCGCCAGUUGCAGUGAGAGGACACAGAAACGGGACGACGCAGAGACGGAUGAAGAGCACAAUACAGGGAAGCUGGCGACUGUUCCUCCCAUCAGCACAGAGCAGGUCAGCCAGAUUUUGAUUGGACGAAUGAAGGGGAUCCAAGGCCACUACAACUCCUGCUACAUGGACGCCACCCUCUUCAGCUUGUUUUCCUGCUCCUCCGUGUUGGACGCCAUGCUGUUUAAAACCACAGAACCUCAAGAUGCCCCGAUUCAGAGCACACUGCUCCACGACAUUGUUAAUCCCCUCCGCAAUAAAGGCUUUGUGGAAGGGCGGCACAUCAUGAAGCUCCGGCAGCAGCUACAGAAACACGGCUACAGUGAAUCCUUCACCACAGAUGAGAAGGAUCCAGAGGAGUUUCUUACCGUCAUCAUGCACCACAUUCUUGCGCUGGAUCCUCUCCUCAAACUCUCAGCGGGCGGUAAAGUGCAGGACAGUUACUGCUAUCAGAUCUUCUUAGACCAGAACCACAGGCUGGUGCUGCCGACAGUCCAGCAGCUGCUGGAGCAUUCCUUCCACACGGCAGGACUCAAGCUGGCAGAGGUGCCCUCCUGCCUCAUCCUCCAGAUGCCUCGCUUCGGGAAGAAAUUCAAGAUGUUUGACAAGAUCAUUCCCUCUCUGGAGCUGGACAUCACCGACCUCCUCUCUGAAGGUCCUCAGCAGUGCAUGCUGUGUGGAGACUUGGCCCAUGUCGAGUGCACCGACUGUUUUAAAGAUCCCAUAUUCGGCCAGACGGGAUUAAAAAUCUUCUGCAGGACGUGUUCAUCUAAGGUACACUCUCAUCCUCAACGCCUGUCCCAUCAGCCGGUUGCUCUGGACAUCCCCAAGGGUUAUUUGAGUCACAGCAUGCCUCACACUCUAAUCAGAGACAAGCUGGAGCUGUUCGCCGUCCUCUGCAUCGAGACGAGCCACUACGUGUCCUUCAUCAAGUACGGACCAAACAGCCAAGACUGGAUCUUCUUUGACAGCAUGGCGGACCGAGAAGGAGAGAGAGACGGAUUCAACAUCCCGGAGGUUCACGCUUGCCCUGAGGUCAGCACGUACCUGGAAAUGUCUCCCGCGGAGCUGGCCAAUCAGGUGCCUCGAGACAUGAAAGGUGUGGCCAAACGUCUCUUUUGCGAUGCCUACAUGUACCUGUAUCAGAGCACCAGCAUGUGUCUCUAUCGCUGAGGGGACGCCACCCCGCAGCUUGCUCACUGCACAAAAUGUAAAUUUGCAAAAGAAAAUAUCUUGCCUGCCCUAUGCUGUUCUGUUAGUUUGUGUGUGCGUGUGUGUGAGAGAGAGAGAGAGAGAGAGAGAGUGUGAGAGUUAUACUGUAUGAAAAAAAGUACAAAUUGAAAUCAUUUUGCAUUUAAAAAAAUUUACAAUUACAUUGGCAUCUGGGAGAAAAGACAAAUGUUGCACUAUAAUAUUACGAUUUUUUUAUACUGAGAUUGAAUGAGUGUUGCAGAUUAAAAAAAUCCACCAAAGAAGGCGGCAUAUUAAUGAUUUACGAGUGGCGUAUUUUAAUAAGUUUAACUUAACAGGGCUAUUGUAAACACAAUGAUAUUGAUUUGCUCAGUAAUCAUUAACCAUUGUGCCUUAAUGUGUUCUUUUAAAUCAGGGUUUAGUUCAGUAAAAGCUGUCUGAAUCCUUUGAACAUCAGAUAUGAAAAUGAUCUCUUGUGUUCAUCAAAUCCAUGGAUCUUUUUUUUUUUUCAUAUUCAGUUAGCAAAAAUGUAUCAGCCACUUACAUCACACAAACACACUUGCCAGAGUCAAUCAUGUGUUGGUGAAUCUGAAAUAGGUUUCACUCAUCUUGAUGCGCACUGCUCAACCGUAAGUGGUGGGCGGGGCUAAACCAAAUCCAGGAUUUCUCAAUGAGGGGGUACAUUCAAACAGAAAUAUUAACCAUAGUAGAGUAUUUUACGUAUACUUUAAAAAGUGUCUGGAGGGGAACUUUUAAAAUUGCUGAAGUUGUUUUGAUGAAGGCCACCAUGGCCUGAAGUUAAGUGAAACAUUUGUGAGGAAGUCAUUCAUUUGAAUGUAUGAGGUGCCCCUCAGGGAUCACUUAUUGGUCCCCUGUUCAGUCUGGAUAUGCUUUACUACAAUAUUACUAUCAAAUAUGCUGAUGACUCUCCACUUACUACUUGUAUUCUCUCCUCUGAAAAGGUAGGCCACCCAAGUCAAUGGUUCUGUAUUAAAGACAUAAAUAUUC
Messenger RNA from Cyclopterus lumpus (lumpfish), 3651 nucleotides. RefSeq names its product cylindromatosis (turban tumor syndrome), like (gene cyldl). Gene Ontology annotation, biological process: protein K63-linked deubiquitination. NCBI's taxonomy places the organism in Eukaryota, Metazoa, Chordata, Actinopteri, Perciformes, Cyclopteridae. The transcript is spliced from 15 exons. Gene Ontology annotation, cellular component: cytosol. The coding region runs from base 328 to 2625 and encodes 765 amino acids. The record is from RefSeq and is a predicted model, not a curated record. Gene Ontology annotation, molecular function: K63-linked deubiquitinase activity; cysteine-type deubiquitinase activity.